Molecule: messenger RNA, 3474 nt
Organism: Mustela erminea (ermine)
Lineage: Eukaryota; Metazoa; Chordata; Mammalia; Carnivora; Mustelidae
Gene: UBE2H
Product: ubiquitin conjugating enzyme E2 H
Exons: 7
Coding region: 461-1012 (183 amino acids)
Biological process (GO): protein polyubiquitination; ubiquitin-dependent protein catabolic process
Cellular component (GO): nucleus
Molecular function (GO): ubiquitin conjugating enzyme activity
Source: RefSeq, a predicted model, not a curated record
ACGUCACAGAGGUGACGUCACGGCGCCCAGAGCGAGGCUGGGGUAGAGAGGCCGACUGAGCAGGAGUCGUCCGCUUGUCGUGGAGGCUGCUAGGGAGUCGGCGAGAGGGUGAGCGGGCGAGCAGACGAGCGAGCUAGAGCAGGCAGGAGGAAGCGACGCGCGGCGCAGAGUAGCGCCGGGGCCAGGCCGCGGAGGAACCCACAGCCGGAGAGGGGCAGCCCGAGCCGGGCGCCGCGGGGUCCCCACCCCCACUCGGCCGGACAGUGCCCGGUGUUCCCCCGUGCGGGGGGCGGCGGCGGCGGCUGACGGGACCGGACAGGACCGCGGGGGUGUUGCCACCUCCCCCGAGGAGCCGGCGCGGCCGCGGGCUCCUCAGAGCCGGGGCCCGGGGCCCGUGAUAGACGGGCCGAGGAAAGGAGAGAGGCGGCGGCGCAGGCGACGGGGAGGCAGCGGCGACACCAUGUCAUCCCCCAGUCCGGGCAAGAGGCGGAUGGACACGGACGUGGUCAAGCUCAUUGAGAGUAAGCAUGAGGUUACGAUCCUGGGAGGACUCAAUGAAUUUGUAGUGAAGUUUUAUGGACCACAAGGAACACCAUAUGAAGGCGGAGUAUGGAAAGUUAGAGUGGAUCUUCCUGAUAAAUACCCUUUCAAAUCUCCAUCGAUAGGAUUCAUGAAUAAAAUUUUCCAUCCCAACAUUGAUGAAGCGUCAGGAACUGUGUGUCUAGAUGUAAUUAAUCAAACUUGGACAGCUCUCUAUGAUCUUACCAAUAUAUUUGAGUCCUUCCUGCCCCAGUUGUUGGCCUAUCCCAACCCCAUAGAUCCUCUCAACGGUGAUGCUGCAGCAAUGUACCUCCACCGACCAGAAGAAUACAAGCAGAAAAUUAAAGAGUACAUCCAGAAAUACGCAACAGAGGAGGCACUGAAAGAGCAGGAGGAGGGCACCGGUGACAGCUCGUCGGAGAGUUCUAUGUCUGACUUUUCGGAAGAUGAGGCCCAGGAUAUGGAGUUGUAGUAGAAAAAGCACCUGCUUUUCAGAAAGACUAUUACUUCCUAACCAUGAGAAGCAGACUAUAAUAUUCAUAUUUAAACAAAGCAAUUUUUUUUAUUACUAAACAAGGUUUUUAUGAAUAAUAGCAUUGAUAUAUAUAUAUUAUAUAUCACCCUUUAGAUCUUGAUUUCUUGGUCAUUUCUCAAUCUGAGGUGCAUAGCAUAUUCCCACAUUCCAUUUUGGUAGCAAUAUGCGGUCUGAAUGCAUGCGUUCACAAGUCCACUCGGCCAAGUCAGCCUGUGUGCUGCUCAACUGUCAAAAGAAACAGCCGCUCCGAUAGAUAGACGUGAGUAAGAAUAACAGGAAAAAAGUUGCUUCUUUUAUUGAUGGUUCCAAAGAAACAAACCAAACCAUCCAGCUCUUGGACGUGAAGAUAGAAUAGUGCUUUUUCAAAAUGGACGGGAGGAACUGGGGGAGGACCAGGCCUGCUGUGGGAGCACGAGGAGCCGGCCGCAUCAGAGCCGGAGCCGCUCCUUCCUGGGACUCCCGGGUGGCCCCGUUUCUGUGGAGUAACAGUAGAGAACAGGGAGCUAAUUGGAGUAUUGAAACGUAAAACAAUUUCUGACUCUGGAUUUUAAGUACAUUUUUAUAUGCAGAUUCCUGCCCGACUCACUAGCAGGCCCUGCGGCCACAAGUGUUUUUGCUUUGGAGAACCUCUCGGAAGUGUUUUCUGAACCGGAUUCUUUUUCUUGGGGUAGCGCUUGUAAUCCAUAGCUUUCUGAGGGGACAGGACAGGAGGAGUAGAGUGACCGGGAAGGUGCUUUGUCUCAUCCAGCACCUGCAGAGUCGCCUCCUUGUCCUCUAGGCCACUUUGAGACUGCUGCCCUGGACUGAGAGCUUUAAAUUUGAGGGUGGUUGUGGGUGUUUUUGUUUGGGUUGGAGCUUUUUUUUUUUCCUUCCCUUUCCUUUCCUCCCCCCAGCUCUCCCACCUUUAUUUUUAAAAUGGUGUGUGUGUGUGAAUUGUGCUUAGGUUGCAAAUUCAAUCUUCACCUAUAAUCUUCACCUACCAAGAGAUGGCCUCCUCCUUGGACAGCCGCUCAGUGGACCAUUAGACUCGGCAAGAAGACCCGUCUGGUGGCUGUGACUCCCGAGUACUCUCCUCCCCUUCAUGUUUUUGGUUUUGUUUUCCCUUCUGCUGCCGCUCUUGGCAGCAGCCUGGUCAUCAUCUGCUUGUGGGAGUGGGAAAUGGGUAUUUUAGACCCAACACACAUUCUAAAUUGAAAAUGAGUAAUAAUUGGAACAAAUAAAGGUCCUUGUACCCAAAGUGACUCUACAUGGGAAAAACAAACUGCUUUUUUUCAGUGUGUGACUGAAUAAGAGGAAAGCGUUCGGAAAUACGAUGCAGUAGAACAGGUUUUGAAGGAAGAACAUAUUCUCUCCUGUAUGUGUUAAGAGGAAAUCAGACAGUUUAAAAUGCCUGCUAAUCAAAUGUUUACUCAGCUCACCAUAUGUCCAGGUUGCCGGCAGAGUUUUUCUUUCGAAUCUGAGUGUUGCCUGCUGAGUUUGGAGAACCUUAGACAGCAAGUCUGUAUCCCUUUUUUGCCACAACCAAUAGGACAGUAGCAGAAUUAGCCAAUCCUAAAACCUUCUAAAGACCAUUUUUUAAUGUCCCACUGGGAUAAUUGAGUUUUUCUUUCUGGUGUGUGUUUUUAGUUUAGAAGUGCUAUCUGUUCCACAAGAUUGGAGUCAGUGAGGUUGGAAGAUACCCUAUCUUUUUUAAUUCAAAAAGCACAAUCAAUACUUUUCUUUGAAAAUCUAUAUAAAGUACAACUUGCUUUUAGCAUGAUUAUUUUCCUAAAAGACAAAGAAUUUUCUUAAUUUAUGUUAAUUACGGGCAUGAAGCAAAAGGUUUUCUUUAAAAAAAAAAAAAUUUAAAGUGCAGUUACGUAGGGCUGUGGUUAGUUAACCGUACCGAGUUUAUCUAUCUAGCAUUUGUGGCUUGUUGGAGGGGUAGUGUUAACUAUUUAACAUGGAAUGGUGUGCUUUAACUUCUCUUAGCGCGUUGUCUUCUCUUACUUUGGGGGAGGGAGGGUCUCUGCUGGCACUGUCUAACCUGCUUACCUGCUGAAUUAGCAGUUUGCUUGUGCUAUAACCGUUUAAAUUGUAGGUGCGACUUAGGGUAGGCUUUAAAAGUGCUGGGUGGUGAUUUGAGUUCAAACAAUAAAAAUUGUAUUUUUUCAAUAUUGUAUAAACAAUAGUGUUCUAAUUACCUUUCAAAAAAAAAUAAUGUCCAGAUAAUAAUUGCUUUUAAUCUUGUCAAAAACAAGACAAAACAGACAAAACACGUAGAGCCAAGUUUGGGGGAAUGUAUGUGAGCCACAGCUCUGCUCCCCGACUAAAUACCUUUUUCUCAAAAAAGACAUUGGCUCGACGCGGAUUGAACGCUCUGGCACUGGGAGUCUGGUGGUGCAGAAUUUCUGAAUGAA